AUGGCAGUCCCGAAUUUCAUAAACCAUACAAAUGGGACCUUUUUAUUCACAUCCGAAUCGGUAAAUGAGGGCCACCCCGAUAAAUUAUGCGACCAAAUCUCAGACUCAAUUUUAGAUGCCUGCCUGGAACAGGAUAAGGAAAGUAAGGUGGCGUGUGAAGUAUGCACGACUAAAGACUUUGUAAUGGUUUUUGGAGAAAUUACCACAUUCGCUAAUGUUGACUAUGUUAAAGUAGUAAAAUCAGUCCUAAAGAGCGUAGGAUACACUUCAAGUGAUUUAGGAAUUGAUUCUAAUACCGUCGAGGUUUUAGUUAAAUUUAAUUUACAAUCACCUGAAAUUGCGAAUGCCGUACACGUUGGUAAAGCUAAAGAACAAAUCGGUGCAGGCGACCAGGGAAUAAUGUUUGGAUAUGCAACAGAUGAAACGCCUGAAUGUGUGCCUCUUUCCCAUUCAUUGGCUGUAAAACUUGGCCAGAGAUUAUCGUAUUUGCGCAAAAAUAAAUAUUUACCAUAUUUGAGACCGGAUGCUAAAACUCAAGUAACAGUCGAGUAUCGUAAGUACACAAACGGAUAUAUCGAACCAAAAAGAGUAGACACUAUAGUAAUUAGCUCACAACAUGAUCCAGGAGUGGAUUUCCAGGUUAUGAAAGAGGAUAUAAUGAAGGAUGUGAUUAUGCAAGUUGUUCCGAAACACUUGCUGGACGAGAAGACAAAGUACCUUAUAAAUCCAGCAGGAUCUUUUGUUUUGGGAGGACCAGCCUCAGACUCUGGUUUAACGGGGAGGAAAGUAAUAGUUGACACUUACGGAGGCUGGGGAGCACAUGGAGGAGGCUGCUUCUCAGGAAAGGAUUCAACUAAGGUGGAUAGGUCAGGGGCCUACUACGCGAGAUUCGUUGCAAAAUCUUUGGUUUCCAACGGGUUUUGCAAGAGAGUGAUAGUCCAAAUUUCUUAUUGCAUAGGCACAGUAGACCCAAUUUCACUGUACAUUGAUACAUAUGGGACUGUGGCAAAGGGGUAUACUGAUAAUGACCUGAGAGAAAUAGUACUCAGAAACUUCGAUUUCAGAGUAGGUUACAUAAUCGAUGAACUAAAGCUAAAAAGACCAAUUUUCGGGAAAACUAGCGUUUACGGCCACUUUGGCAGGGAAGAUUCUGAUUUCCUGUGGGAACGACCGAAGGAUCUUUCACAUGAAAAACUUUCAAAUAACCAUAACUAUAUGACUAAUGGGUACUAA
This is a messenger RNA of Theileria annulata, 1233 nucleotides long. RefSeq names its product S-adenosylmethionne synthetase, putative. NCBI's taxonomy places the organism in Eukaryota, Apicomplexa, Aconoidasida, Piroplasmida, Theileriidae. The transcript has 5 exons. The record is from RefSeq and is a predicted model, not a curated record. The coding region runs from base 1 to 1233 and encodes 410 amino acids. Gene Ontology annotation, molecular function: ATP binding; methionine adenosyltransferase activity. Gene Ontology annotation, biological process: S-adenosylmethionine biosynthetic process. Gene Ontology annotation, cellular component: cytosol.